Cuscuta epithymum is the source of this 6769-nucleotide messenger RNA. Lineage: Eukaryota; Viridiplantae; Streptophyta; Magnoliopsida; Solanales; Convolvulaceae. The record is from the annotation of a GenBank genome assembly.
UAUUUUUAUAAUAUCCCAACACUAAAAUACAUUAUUUUUAUAUUCAUAACAUAAGUUUUUUAAGCCUGUGAUGGAUUAGGAUCUAAAAUGGAAUUUAUUUAUUUUAUCUAUCAAUUAUAAACUAUGUUAAAAAAGAAUAUUAAUUUCAAAUAAAUAUGAUAAAACUGCAUUAAAAGAGAAUAUAAUAGAUACUUAAUUUCAGAUAUGAAAUUAAAAAAUUAAAAGUAAAUUAAAAACUAUAACAAAAACGUAGGGUGAUAUAUGCUAUUAAGUAGGUGGUAAUAAUUCGUAAAAGAGAAUUUACAUCAAGUAUUUAACGUAGUCCAGUGGUUUCUAAGUGUGUAGUACAUCAGCAAGUCGUGGGUUCCAUUCUUAGUUUUUUUUUUAAUAAUACAUCCAAACGAGACCAUAUAAAGUGAUUGAUGACAUGGAAUGGUUGGUGGAUGAUGUGGAAUAGAUGACGGGGCAAAAUUAGAUGACAUGGCAAAAAUUACCCUACUUUGGGAAAUAAAUUUAAAACUACCUUCAUUUGGUAAAUAAGAUUCAAAACUACCCCUAUUUGGGAAAAAACUCGAAAGGUUGACUUCAAUUCACAAAUCACUUUGCCACAGAGGUAGGGUUAUUCUCAAUCUUUGAAUUUGAAACACUUCAUGUUCUAAUACGACAUUUGGUUCCAAACCACUAAACCAACAAAAUUUCACCACUCAACCGAAGUUACUGGCGGGGUUGGGACAUUUCAAGAUAAAGAGACGAAGGGAAGUAAGUGAUUAUCCAACUUUCUGAGAGUUUUUUCCGUAUUAACGUUAAUUAAUUAAGUUUUUACGAAAAUAGGGUUGGAUUAAAAAUAUUUACGGAUAUACUGCUGGGCUUAACCCUGGUCGGGGUAAGUCGCUGAACCGUUUGGCGACUUAUAAGUCGCCCAACCGUUCGGCGACUUAUAAGUCGCCCAACGGUUCGGCGACUUAUAAGUCGCCCAACGGUUCGGCGACUUACCCUUAAGUAAAAACAUCGGGUAACGCCAGCCACACAGACAGAACGCAAAACCCCCCUUCCCAAACAAUCUGCAGCAGCGAGGACGAGCGAGGACGAGCGACUCCGGGCGAAAACAGUUCCAACUCCGGGUAAACUCUGACGAUUCCUCCCUAUCUUGUCAAUACUACUUCAUUUCCAUUUUCUUCAACACUCUAGGUAAACAAAUAUCUCCAUUUCAUCUCAUUUUUCAUUUUAGGGUUUAGAAUAUAGAAAAUUGGAUUUUGUAAAUUAGGCAUUCAUUUGUGAAUUGAUUUGUUGUGUAAUGUGAAUAUGUAUGACUUGUUGAAUGUUGAUGUUGAAUUCAUUGUUAUAUACAUUUUUUGUUAUGUAAUGUAGAUUUGGAGGUGUUUUUUUUCCCAUUAAUGCUAAAAUACUAAAAAAUUAGAAUGUAUUUUUUUAUGUGUUAUAUUUUUCCAUUUUUAAGUGUAUAUAUAUCAUGUAGGAUUUGCUUAAUAUGUUGGAAUGUCUAUGAAAUGAUUAAUUUGGGUGUAUAAAGUGUGUAUAUUAAUAUUUACUCAUCACAGUUGGACAUGUAUUGUUAUUAGAAUAUGGAUUCCUCAAACUUCCCAAUUGUGUGUCAUUGGGGAGGGAACGUAUAUGAGGAAAGUGGCCAAAUAUGCCAUGAAGGUGGUAGAAGCAACUUUGUCAUUGUUUCUCGUGGCGCAUGUCUGCUCGAAAUGCUGCAAAAAAUCUAUGUAGCUACACAGAUUCCUCCUAGCCGGUCUUUGUGCUUGAAAAUGAAAUUUCCAAUGAACGGGGGAAAUUACAUGCUUAUGCCACUUCUUGAUGAGCUAGCUGUCACAAAUAUGUGGAUGAUAAUUGACAUGGAGAGUAUGUCCUCGCUGGAGAUAUACAUUGAGGAAUCCAUUGGUGACUCUUCUACAGCUUCGACAACAUCAAAUGAUGUUGUAUCUAGGCAUGGUGUCAAUGCAGGGAACUCCUCUAAUGAUGCUGUACUGGACAUGGUUAUAGAGGAAGAUGGUAUGUAUUUGCACAAUGGUGCAUCAUUUGUGGAUGGGCAGGCCAGUGAUGAUGAUGCUGACGAGAACAUCAAUGGUGAUGACAUGACAGAAUCUGAUGAAGAUGAUGGUGAUACUGUCAGGGCAACUACCCCGUCUAGCCACUUUACUAGAAUAUAUGAUCUCCCUGAAGGCUUUACUGAUGCGUGGAUGAGCGGAGCGGGUAUGAAAAGGUUUACACCCGAAGGUGAGUUUGAGGUUGGUCAACAGUUUGACAACAAAGAACAAGUCAUCAAUAUGGUGAGCUUGUAUUCUAUCAAAGGGUGUUUAAACCCAUUCCUGACCGUGAUUAUUCGCCGGAUUACCAUGGACCUCAUAUUGUGCACGAUCCAUCCAUGCUUCAGGCUAAGGGAAGACCUAAGUCCACACGUAUUAAGAAUGAGAUGGAUGAAGGUCCCCGAGGAACGGUUAGAUGUGGAAAAUGUAAACAAACUGGCCAUAAUAGGGCCACAUGUGCGAAGAGAUCAUCAAGAGAUGAAAUGGGGGUCCACUGGGUAAGGUUUUAAUUAUAAUAAUCCACAAUUGAUACUAACAUGGCAUGACAAAAAAUUAAAUAAUAUAAUUUUAAUAAAAAAAUCAAUUAAUAAAAUAGUAAAAUUUAACUAAUAUCCUUUUUCAUUUUUGUAGGCAUGGAAGUGUCAGCGGAUCCUGGGCCGAGUGAUCGUUCUGUCCUGACAUUGCAGACCACACACAAGAGUGAGGAUGUGUGGCGUGGCCUCGAUGUUCAGGUGGAUAGGUGCCGCGAGCACCUACGUGGUUUGUCGCAUGUGCAGGUGGACGACAGAGUACUUGCAUAUGUUCGUGCUGCGGGUUUUUAUGGUCUGCAUAGAUUGGUGGCUACUAUCCCUCUCGAUAGAGCGCUAUUCACUGCUCUUUGAAUUGGGGUAUGCAGUUGCCCAGUAAGGAUGGUCAUAUGGAGGUUUAACGGGGCAAAAAGAUAUAUGGUGACAUCCUCCACAAAAGGAACAAAUAUUAUUCUUAGGCAGACAAGGUUGCGUGGUUGGAGGGUAUGAAUAAGGGAACUGAUAAUUUUGUGGUGUAGGAGAGUAAUUUUGAUGAGGUGUGUAAUAUUGAGGAGGAGGAGGAGGAGGAGAAAGAGGAAUGUAAGGAGAGUAUGACGUAUAUGGUGAAUAUUCCAUGGAUGUUUGAGGGUAAGGAAUUCCUCCAGGAAUUUGGCUGAAUGAGUUCAUCUCACGCCUCUUAGAAAAAUUACCUGAAAGGUUAGCACAGAAAAAUCCUACGAAGAACAAAAAGAAAACUAACUAAAAAACAUCUCGCUGAAAUUAAUUAACCCUUAAAACCGACACCGUCCCCAGCAACGACGCCAAAAACCGAUGUGAGUUUUCUCGCACUUAAAAUAGAUUGUAAUAUAGUGGCGUAAGUACGAGUAUCGUCUCCACAGGGACGGACAAAAGGGAAUCAAAGAUUAACUAAAUUCAGCGAUUAAAAAGAAAUAAAUAAAAAUGUGUCGUGCGAGAUUGGUUGCUGGAAAAUAAAAAUGCGAAUAAAACGAUUAAACUAGGGGGUUCUUUCUAAUUAAUGACGACGGGAACAUGGAUUGAUUCCGGAGUACUCAGAUUUCUGGCUGAUCAGGCCUAAUUACAUGAAAUUAAUUUAAUUGAGCGUAGCUAAUCACUACUAAUUUCUUACCGCUCUCGCGGCGUAGAGUACAAUAAUUUAGGGGAUCAUACUGAUCUCUCAUGCGAUAAGAUCCUAAAUUAUUGCCAAGACGAGCAAGCUUACGGCCCAUUAAUCGCUACUAAUCUCUUAGCGAACGAUUAAGUGUGUGUGAAUGUGUCCUAGAAUAAAUUAGAUCUCUCUUAAUUUAUUCUACAAGCAAUUUUUAUUCUAACCGCGGUUCCAGGUUACAAAAGAUAUCAAUUAAAUUAAUCAAACACAAAUUAAACGACAUUCAUGCAAUUAACCCAUCAAGAAUCUAGCCAUACAUCAUGAUCAACCCUUCAUCAGUCCCAAAUCCCUAAUUAAAACUACUCACAAUUCAUAAUUGAAGAAUCAAUAGAAUUGGAAUAAAAAGAAUUAAUUGUGAUUAAUUAAAAAGGUGAAACUUACAAAGAAUCCCAAAAGAUUGAUGAACAAGGCUGAAAAGCCCUCUAAAAUUCGUGCUAGGCACUCUCUCUAAGCUCCCUCCGCUGAAAACGGGGGUUUACAGGCGGUUUAAAUAGAAAAAUCGGGUGAAAUUUGAGUUGGAUUGGGAUUUUCGGAGGUAGGCACGGUGCCAGGCACGACCGUGCCUUUGACCGUGCCUCCAAAGCAAAAACGCGCAUUUUGGGCAGGCACGAUCGUGACUCCCUCCAGGCACGAUCGUGCCUGCCUGGCAGUAGCUCCGCGAUGCUUUCUCUUCACGCAUGAUCAUGCCUGACUUUGAGGGCACGAUCGUGCCUACUUAACUUCCUAAUUUGGCAAUGCGUCCUUCAUUAAAGUUGUAGAUAAUGAAGCCCUCUAUCCACCACAACUUGCGGAAUUGGAUUUGAAUCAUCCAAUCAAGAUAUAUGAUCAAAAUGGUGGAAGGUCUCAUUCUGAAAUCGCAACAGGGAUCAUCUGACUUCAUCGUCUGUUUUCACCUUCUUCCUCUCAGAUUCUGGCAAAGGUGUCUUCUUCUGAUUUGUAGCUAUUGAAGUUGUCUUUCAUAUGCAACUUUAAUCGUGUCCUUUGGAUGCUUUUACAAAGAGAUAUGCUUUAACGAUUGACAGAAGGUCAUCCUGAUCGUCGUUUUCGAGCUCUAUUCGUCUUCUUUUGAUCCCAUAACCAAUCGUAGAACUCUUUUCUCAUCAAAUCUUCAUCGUAAACCUCCCGGUGACCUCCAAAGAUAUCAAAUCAAUCUCAAAUGCUUCUCAAAUCAUCCCGAUUGUUCCUCAAGCGCCGGUGUCGGGCUCAAAUUCCCUGAUUUUGAUUACAAACAACACAAAACUCGAACCAAUGCCCGGUAAACAUAACUUGAGCUAAAAUUGAGGCUUGUAACACCUUAAAGCUAGGAAAAUAAUCAAAAUCCGUUCUCAACACGCAUCAAAUGCGUGUCAAAAUACGGACUUAUCACUCUUCUUGAGCGUUGGGGGCAGGAGACACACACAUUUCACCUCCCUAUUGGUGAGGUGACCGUGACCUUGGGAGAUGUUGCUCUACUGACUGGGUUAGAGGUCGAGGGGAGAGCUGUUAUUGGUACUGCUUGUCGACAAUGGGUUGAUGAGUGUGAGCAUUUGUUGGGUGUUCGCCCCGUUCUUCGGACUGACCUUCAGGGGUCAUCUCUGAGGAUGUCAUGGCUGAGGGAGCAUUUCGCUGUGCUUCAUCCGGACGCUGAUGAGGUGAUUAUCCAGCAGCAUGCACGGGCAUAUAUUUUGAGGCUGAUGGGAGAUUCCAUUUUCGCUGACAAGAGCGGAAAUGAGAUUCAGGUUCUGCACUUGCUUAUGCUAGAGUGGUUUGAUGUAACACCACACUUCACUUGGGUAGUGCCACACUGGCUUAUCUGUACAGACAGCUGUGUCGCGGCUGUCAGAGUGGGAGCACAGAGCUUGGGGGAUUUUUGCUACUUCUCCAGAUUUGGUCAUGGGAGUACAUCCACAUUGGGCGUCCCAUUCUAGUGGCAUACCAUGGCAUUGAUGGACACCCACUGCCUAAUGAGCCUCCACUUCUCCUGGGACCACAUCAUGUACGGGGCGAGUACCCUCUGGGCCGUCGAUGGCUAUUUGCUGAUCUAUAUCGCACGUCAUCGGCUUAUGGACUUGGUGUGUACAGGGAUGCAUUUGAUCGGAUGUCUGAGGAUCAGAUUAUCUGGAUGCCGUAUACAUCUGAGAUGUGUGCAGAGUUGCCCCCCGCUGGACGAGAGCAUACUCACAUAUGACGAGCACGUGUGCCGUUGAUAUGCUUUGACAUUGUUGAGCUACAUUUGCCUGAUUGUGUAUUGCGACAGUUUGGGUUUGAGCAGGUCAUUCCAACACCCAUCGACACAUAUGCAGAGCUUCAUAGGCUGGAUAGGCGUGGGAAGCAUACAUAGGAUUGGGCACUAAGACAUGUCCGAUACGUCACUAUGUGGGACAGGCGAGCUGAGCUAGUUGUGACUGAGACACCGACAUUUGUCCCGUCUGUUUCAGCCGACUACAUGGGAUGAUAUUACAGCAUCACUCGCUUGUUUGUGUCUCAUUCGUUCAGACUUCCUACUCACCAUUAUCAGCCUAGCUCCUUGGCUUUGCAUUUGACAACACGAGCUUUGCAGCGUAUACAUCAGAGGGCUACUGCCACAGUCAGUGAUGUGCAUGACAUGGACAUGUACGGACAGGCUCUCACAGGCAUUGCCUCCUUGUGUUCAGACGUGUUGGGGCGAGUCGACUAUGGCCAUCUUAUACAUAUGCCCCCAUCUCAGGAUAUGCCAUCGACAUCUAGUGCAACGACAGCUUCAUCAUCCCAGACUCAGCAUGAGAGAGUGGUUCUUCAACCACAACAGCGGCGUAGGCUUAGGCAGCAACAACAACAUCUCCAUGACCAAGACGAUCAAGAAGACCAUGAGAACUUGUAGUUUGUCUUUUGUAUUGGAGUUGUUCUUGUACAUUAGAUGUUGUAGGAACAAUUGACUUUAUUUUACGUAUUUCCACCUGUAAACUCUUUUAUGAUGUGUUGAUGUGUUCAAUUAUGAAUAUUAGAUGACUACUGUGUUAUGAAUAUUGGAUGAUUGUACUGUGUUUUACCGGUUAUGAAUCUAUUGUUUU